AUCCAAUGCCUUUUGCCUCCUCCCAGUUGCGCAAGUGCGUGCGCGUGUGUGUCUAUAUAUAUAGGCCUGGCCGCGAUCAUCGGUAUGCCGUGCCAUCAAGAACAAAACAAGCAGUAGUGUAAGUUCAGCUUGAGAUUAGGGUACAAGUUCCACCCAUCUCACCGAAGAACCGGUUGAGAAAUUAGCCAGCUCUUUCUUGGAAUUUUUGGUGAUUCCUAGAGGAAAUGGCGCUGAGGAGGAUCGUCAAGGAGCUCAAGGACCUGCAGAGGGACCCGCCGACCUCCUGUAGCGCAGGUCCGGUGUCGUCGAACGACAUGUUCCACUGGCAGGCGACGAUCAUGGGGCCGAGCGACAGCCCCUACUCGGGCGGCGUGUUCCUGGUGACCAUCCACUUCCCGCCGGACUACCCGUUCAAGCCCCCCAAGGUGGCCUUCAAGACCAAGGUGUUCCACCCCAACAUCAACAGCAACGGCAACAUCUGCCUCGACAUCCUCAAGGACCAGUGGAGCCCCGCCCUCACCAUUUCCAAGGUUCUGCUGUCGAUAUGCUCGCUGCUGACGGACCCCAACCCGGACGACCCGCUGGUGCCGGAGAUCGCGCACAUGUGCAAGGCCGACCGGACCAGGUACGAGUCCACGGCCAGGGGCUGGACGCACAAGUACGCCAUGGGAUAGAUGACUAAAGAAGGGCUUGAGCUCGAUCGAGCUCAAAGAUGUGGAAACCAUGUACCAAUGAAUAAUAAUCAAUCAACAUUUUGCUUCGAA
Aegilops tauschii subsp. strangulata is the source of this 764-nucleotide messenger RNA. RefSeq names its product ubiquitin-conjugating enzyme E2 28. The record is from RefSeq and is a predicted model, not a curated record. Lineage: Eukaryota; Viridiplantae; Streptophyta; Magnoliopsida; Poales; Poaceae.